Messenger RNA from Colletotrichum graminicola M1.001, 834 nucleotides. RefSeq lists its product as uncharacterized. The transcript has 4 exons. Bases 1 to 834 code for a protein of 277 amino acids. Lineage: Eukaryota; Fungi; Ascomycota; Sordariomycetes; Glomerellales; Glomerellaceae. The record is from RefSeq and is a predicted model, not a curated record.
AUGCCCAACCCACCCAAAGGCUCCGAGGCCUGGAAGGCCCAGGACAGAGGCCCUGCCAUCAUUUCAGUCUGCUGGAUCUUCACUGCUCUCAGUAGCAUGUUCGUUCUGUCUAGAGUAUAUGUGAGGUUGCGGUUCGUCGGCAGGCUCUACAGCGACGACUACUUCAUCAUACUCGGAUUGAUUUGCGGCUAUGUAUCAACAUCGCUUUCGACUCUGGCUGUUCUCUCUGGUACCGGCAGGCACUUGGACGUGCUCACCCUGGAACAACAGCAGAACAACAUGCUCUGGACAACAGCCGCGCAAUGUCCGGGCAUCAUGUCAUUCAGCCUGCCCAAGCUGGCAGUCAUCAGCUUUCUGACGCGGUUGCUUAACCCGGGCGUCUUCCACAAGUGGUUUCUCUGGUGGAUGGGAAUAUGGUGCCAGCUGACACUGGUGGCCACUGUUGGGCUUCUGAUCGGACGUUGUACGCCAGCACGCUCGUUGUGGGACUUUUCAGUAGCAGGCACCUGCUUCAAUCCCAGUGUUCUCAUCAACUAUUCCAUCUACGCCGGUACCUUCUCAGCGUUUGUAGACGUCUACCUUGCUGUAUACCCGGCCAUUGUACUAUUCAAACUCCAAAUGCGCCUCAAAAAGAAACUCGCCUUGUCUUGCGCGCUGGGAAUUGGGACAGUUUCGGGCGUUGUGGCCAUAUAUAAGACAACUCGGUUGCCAUUACUGGCAAGUGCGGACUAUUCCUGCAAGUGUUUCUCGAACCUAUCCCUUCUGCUUAGCAUGGGUACUAAUACCGGCGAUGCAACAGACGAAACCCCUGAUUUGGUAGUUUGGACUGUGUAA